Molecule: messenger RNA, 3489 nt
Organism: Castor canadensis (American beaver)
Lineage: Eukaryota; Metazoa; Chordata; Mammalia; Rodentia; Castoridae
Source: RefSeq, a predicted model, not a curated record
UUUUCCCUUCUUUUUACAGUACCUCGGCCAUGUAGAAGUUGAUGAGUCGAGAGGCAUGCACAUCUGUGAAGAUGCUGUAAAAAGAUUAAAAGCUGAAAGGAAGUUCUUCAAAGGCUUCUUUGGAAAAACUGGAAAGAAAGCAGUGAAGGCAGUCCUGUGGGUAUCAGCAGAUGGACUCAGAGUUGUGGAUGAAAAAACUAAGGACCUCAUAGUUGACCAAACAAUAGAGAAAGUUUCAUUCUGUGCCCCAGAUAGGAACUUUGAUAGAGCCUUCUCUUACAUAUGUCGGGAUGGCACCACCCGGCGCUGGAUCUGUCACUGCUUCAUGGCUGUCAAGGACACGGGUGAAAGAUUGAGCCAUGCAGUAGGCUGUGCUUUUGCAGCCUGUUUAGAGCGUAAACAGAAGCGGGAGAAGGAAUGUGGAGUGACUGCUACUUUUGAUGCCAGUCGCACCACUUUUACAAGAGAAGGAUCAUUCCGAGUCACAACUGCUACUGAACAAGCAGAAAGGGAGGAGAUCAUGAAACAAAUGCAAGAUGCCAAGAAAGCUGAAACAGAUAAGACAGGUGUUGGCUUACCAGUGGCCCCUGGCAAUACCACGCCAUCCCCAUCCUCCCCCACCUCUCCCACUCCCGAUGCCACUGCCUCUCUGGAGAUGAACAAUCCUCAUGCCAUCCCACGCCGGCACGCACCAAUUGAACAGCUUGCUCGCCAAGGCUCUUUCCGUGGGUUUCCAGCUCUCAGCCAGAAGAUGUCACCCUUUAAACGCCAACUGUCCCUACGCAUCAACGAGUUACCUUCCACUAUGCAGAGGAAAACUGAUUUUCCCAUAAAAAAUGCAGUGCCAGAGGUAGAAGGAGAGGCAGAGAGCAUCAGCUCCCUGUGCUCACAGAUCACCAAUGCCUUCAGCACACCCUCUGAGGAUCCCUUCUCCUCUGCCCCAAUGACCAAACCAGCGACAGUGGUGGCACCACAAUCUCCUGCCUUCCAAGCUAAUGGCACUGACCCAGCCUUCCAUGUGCUUACUGCUAAGCCAGCCCAUACUGCUCUAGCACCCGUAGCAAUGCCUGUACGUGAAACCAACCCUUGGGCCCAUGCCCCUGAUGCUGCUAACAAGGAAAUUGCAGCCACACAUCCGGGAACUGAGUGGGGUCAAUCUUCUGGUGCUGCCUCUCCAGGUCUCUUCCAGGCUGGUCACAGACGUACUCCCUCCGAGGCUGACCGCUGGUUAGAAGAAGUAUCAAAGAGUGUCCGGGCCCAGCAGCCCCAGGCCUCAACUGUCCCUCUGCAGCCAGUUCUCCAGCCUCCUCCACCCACUGCCAUCUCCCAGCCCGCACCGCCUUUCCAAGGGAACACAUUCCUCAGCUCUCAGCCUGUGCCAGUGGGUGUAGUCCCACCCCUGCAGCCAGCCUUUGUCCCUGCCCAGUCCUAUCCUGUGGCCAAUGGGAUGCCCUAUCCAGCCCCUAACAUGCCUGUAGUGGGCAUCACCCCAUCCCAAAUGGUAGCCAACAUGUUUGGCACUGCAGGCCAUCCUCAGGCCACUCACCCCCAUCAGUCACCCAGCCUGGUCAAGCAGCAGACAUUCCCGCAGUAUGAGACAAGCAGUGCCACCGCCAGUCCCUUCUUUAAGCCUCCUGCUCAGCACCUCAACGGUUCUGCAGCUUUCAAUGGUGUAGACGAUGGCAGGUUGGCCUCAGGAGACAAGCACACAGAGGUUCCUGCAGGUGUCUGCCCAGUGGAUCCUUUCGAAGCCCAGUGGGCUGCAUUAGAAAGCAAGUCUAAGCAGCGUACCAAUCCCUCCCCUACCAACCCUUUCUCCAGUGACUUACAGAAGACAUUUGAAAUCGAACUUUAGGCAAUCUCUGUGGUUUAUGUAUCUUGUCUGUACCUAGGCAAGGGCAGAGUGUGGAGAUCAAAGAAGCAAAGGGGACUUUGUUUCCCUGAUCAGUACAUUUUUUUACUAAUCCCAAAGGUCCCAAGGAGCGAGUCUAGGCACAGAGUGCAGUGAGAGAUGAUUUAAAAGAAGUGGGAAAACCAUUCCUAGAGAAGACUAUCUUGCAGCUAGGCUAAAGAACUCCAGGAGAUGUUGCCCUCUGUACCUGCCUCCCUCACCCCCUUAUAAAUCUCUGGUAACAGAGAGGCAGAAGUAUCUGAACAGGAAUCUAUAUUCAAAGCACACUUACUGGAAUAUAAAACACAACAACAGAAAGCAAAAUGAUCUCCCUUCAUUCACCUGCCUCCUCUCAGUACUGGCCUGAUUUAGAGAUAAAGAACAGGUGGGUUGGGCUCAGACUGGGAAAAGAGGCAGGCUGUGCUGCCAGAAUUCUGGGAGUGCACAGCAGCAACUGCCCAGCAGAGCUAUAUUUUGGGGGUAAAGGUGAGCUUCCAUUUUGAGUAACAGAAUAAAUGUUAUAAAUAUAUAUCAAAAAGCCAAAAUCUUUAUUUUUAUGCAUUUAGAAUAUUUUAAAUAGUUCUCAAUAUUAAAAAGUUGUAUGAGUUGUAAGUAAUCUUGCCAAAAGUAAAAGGGUUAGUUGUAAGAAAUUGUACAUAAGAUUGGUUUAUCAUUGAUGCCUAUUGAAGUAAAAAGAGGAAGGGUUGAAAGUUGCAGGCGGGAUCCCUGGCUUGUUUGUAAGCAUUCAUUGUAAGUAGCACAUCACAACAACAAUCAUACUUAUGACCAAUACAGUCACUAGGUUGUAGUUUUAAAUAAAGAAAAUGAAAGAGCAGUAUUGUCCUGGUUUUAAACCUAUCAUGAAAUUCUAAUGUCAUUAUUUUAAUGGAAUCAACCUAAAUACGCUCUAGAGAAUAUGUUAUCUUUUAUAUAUUGUUGCAGUUUCCUUAUGUUAAUCCUUUAUUUUAACACUAAGGUGACAGUGACAUAAUCAUAUCCACAGAAGGAAACACAGGGCCACUGUAUUGGUUUGUAAUGUGGGUUUUGAUUGUUUGCCCUUUAAAUUUUGUUCCCACAUGUUCUGUGAGAAUGGGGAUUCUGGUUUUACUCAUUUUGUGAGCCAUGUCCCCCUCCCCCUAGUGAACAGAACAUCCCAUUGCCAGUCUCAGCCACUUGACCUCGGGUAACAACAUGAGAUCCCAUCUCAUUUUUACUUUUGAACGUUGGCCUUACAAUCAAAUGUAAGUUAUAUAUACAUACAUACAUACAUACAUACAUAUAUAUAUAUAUAUAUAUAUAUUUGUACUGAUGAGAAUUUAUAAUCUGCUUUAACAAAAAUAAAUGUUCGUGGUAGAAGCUUUUGCCCAUAAAGAGCUGUUCUUUCUUUACUUUUCUUUAUCUGCAAGUGAAUUUACUUUUAUUUGUUGGUCUUAAUUCUCUCUGCUACUGCUACUACAGAGUCCUAGUUUUGGUGGCUAGAAAAUCUGUUACCAAGACUAGUAUAUCCUUGUUUGUGUGGAGGGGACCAGGGUUGAACUCAAGGCUUCGCACUUACAAGGCAGGCGCUCUACUGCUUGAACCACAGUCCAUUUUUGCUG